Molecule: messenger RNA, 1115 nt
Organism: Dermacentor silvarum
Lineage: Eukaryota; Metazoa; Arthropoda; Arachnida; Ixodida; Ixodidae
Exons: 5
Coding region: 437-943 (168 amino acids)
Source: RefSeq, a predicted model, not a curated record
UUUAGCGUAUGUCCUCAAUUCUGAAACACACACCAACUAUCCCCAGCUUUUCAACCUUACUGCCUCUUAAUUGCACGGCGAGCCAGCGGCUAGCCCUCCGGAACCAUCUUCGACGUCCGCUGGCGUGCCCGAGACACCUUCGGAAGCGGCUCCGGCUGUGACCCCGGCUGUGGUUUCGGCUGUGGCUCCGGCUGCGGCUCCGGUCCCUGCGCCGGAGGAAACUCCCAGCGACGACGAUGGCGAGGACGAGCUGACCGAACGCCAGACGCUGUCCAAAGCCGCCACGCUGCUGUGCCGAACCAGCCCGCGCGGGAAGAACGACCCCAACGUGCGAGGAUUCGCCUACACGAACAACCGCUGCGUGGCGCUUUGCCGCAAUGGCUACGGGAUCCCUUGGAGACAGUCGUUCACCGCGCAGACACCAUGCGGCAGUGGAAUGGUGUGCGUCAACAGGGAGUGUAUGCAAGCAGGAACCAGUAAGGACAUGCAGACGUGCACCACCAUCUUCAACCAGAGCCGUCGCAAGUACCGGCAGCUGUUCAACGCCCGCAUCGAGGCCGGGGUGAUCUCCGCCUGCCGGCUCCGGUGCUACAAUCCCAACACGGCCGAAUCGUUGCGCGUCAACAGGGAUGACGGCGAGAGGUGCCAGAACCGUCUGUACGAAGGCACCUGUCGGGGAGGCGUCUGCCGAUCUCCGAACGAUGCCAUCGCGGCCAUCGGGUCGGUCAUCCCGAUUCCGUACCAGGAGGCCAACGCCUUCUCCAAACCCGACGACCACGGCGUCCAGGUCGAGGAGCCCGGUUUCGGCGAGGAGUUCGACCACGACGGCUUCCAUUCCGACCGCUUCGAAGAUAGCUUCGGAGGAAGGCCACAGCAGACACACUUCGACGCCGAGCCGGCGCCUGCCGUGGUCCAGGCGACCAACGGUACGGCCGGCGCUUGACCGCGGCGGCCCACCGCGGUCGCUCACCGGUACACCUUGGGUGCCAUCCACUAUUUAUGACUAUUUAUAUGAUGACUACCAAAUAAAGAGUCAGAUCUCUGCGCAUAAAAAAAAACGCCUCUGUCCUGGUACACUGCUCGUUUCUCUUUGUUUUAAUGUAAAGGGAAACUCC